Penicillium expansum is the source of this 1350-nucleotide messenger RNA. RefSeq lists its product as uncharacterized. The transcript has a single exon. Lineage: Eukaryota; Fungi; Ascomycota; Eurotiomycetes; Eurotiales; Aspergillaceae. The record is from RefSeq and is a predicted model, not a curated record. The coding region runs from base 1 to 1350 and encodes 449 amino acids.
AUGGCGACUCUGGAACAGAAACUUCGGGCUCAAUACACAAAAGUGAUCGAGGAAAAAUGCAGCAAUCAAUCUUCGCAGCCUCAGUAUGGGAAUGACUGCGAGGAGAGUUACAGAAAGGAAAAGGCUGCGUUGGAGGAGCGACUUCAGGCACAAUGCGCAACUUCACAAUCAAACGCAGCGACAAAAUGCAAGAGCGAAAAAUAUACAAUGAGUGAAGAUCACCGAAAAGCCAACAAACAGCUCGAGGAGGAGAAUGAAAGAUUGAGGAAGGAAAACGACAAACUUGCGCAAAAGGCAAAGAACGACCAAAAGGCCAAGGAGAAGCUCGAGCGAGAUAACGAAGAGCUCGAGCAAGAGAACAAGAGGUUAAAGAAGCAAGACAGCGAGUGUGCUCAAAAGGCAAAGGACGAUCAGAAAGCCAAGGAAGAGCUAGAGCAAGAGAAUGACAGAUUAAAAAAGCAAGAAGAAGAACGUGCCCAGAAGGCAAAGGACGACCAGAAAGCAAAGGAAGAUCUCGAACAGGAGAAUGCGAAAUUAAAGAAGCAAGAAGAAGAACAGGCCCAAAAGGCAAAAGAAAAUCAAAAGGCUAAGGAGGAGCUCGAGAAAGAGAACGACAGAUUGAAGGCAGAAUCAAGACCAAACCAACAACCCAACAAGAUCGCUUCGCAGCCCAACUCUUCGGAAUCCGAGCUUGAAGCAUUCUCAAAGAAAGGGUGCCCCUCACUCCACGGUGAACGAGCAACAGUGCUUGGUGUGACCUACGAAGCCUUUUGCGGCGCUAGACCUCGUGGUCGACACACCGGUGACUACGUUAAUUCGAGGAACCUUGCGGACUGUAUGGGGGCUUGCACAGUUGAUCGAAGUUGUCAAGGAGUUUACUAUGAGACUUCCCUCGGCAGGUGUCAAACGACGAUGGAUUGGGAAUAUCCCCCACUCAGAUGGGCAGAUAGUGGAGAAUUUAGUCUCGUCCCGGUUGCUCCCCGCGAGGGAGGGAUUGGUACUACAACGCCGGAUCUUCCUAGUCUUUUGAUCAAAGAUGAACAUAAAGAUGGUGCCAGUUGCCCGGAUUCAGACGGCAUGAUUGUUUCCGUUGGAUCACUUCAAUUUCGGGUCAAUUGCAGGAAAUACCAGCCGAAGAAGCAUAUUGAAAAAACGGGUUCGUCGGGCAGGGUUAGCGGAAUGCUUGCUAUCUGUGCUCUUAACCCAGCUUGUCAAGGUGUUUCCUAUUGGGCUAGCAGUGUCUACAUGAUUGCAGAGCAUGAAAAAUUGCCGGAAAGGACCAAAAAUUCGGAUCUAGUGAAGGAUUACGAAUGGGUUAUUAUGCUCAUAGAGCCACGAGUCGCAGUAUGA